AUGGUGAAAAGAAAGAACUUUGGUCCAGCAAAAUUGCCUGUGGCUCAACUCACAAUUCUUGCAAUAUGUAGAUUUGCAGAACCAGUCGCUUUAACUUCAGUCUUUCCAUAUCUCCCUGAGAUGAUUGAAAGUUUUGGAGUUGAAAAGAAAGAUGUAGCACAAUGGGCAGGUAUAACAUCUGCUGUGUUCUCAUUAUCUCAAUGUAUGACAGCCAUCUUGUGGGGAAGAGCUUCUGAUACAUUUGGUCGUAAACCUGCAAUUUUGGUAGGUUUAAUAUGUACGAUGAUAUGUAGUAUCAUAUGGGGCAUGUCAAUAUCUUUACCAAUGGCUAUUAUCGCCAGAGCACUUCAAGGAGCUUGUAAUGGAAAUGUGGGAAUUAUUCGAACAAUGGUAGCAGAAAUGGUUCCUCAAAAGGAGUUACAACCAAGAGCAUUUUCUAUCAUGCCUUUAGUAUGGAGUCUCGGAUCUAUAUUUGGCCCAUCAUUUGGAGGAUUCUUCGCUCAACCGGCACAAAACUUCCCAAACUUUUUUGGACACAGCAAAUAUUUCAUAAAUUUCCCUUUUGCAUUACCAAAUAUUAUUGCCAGUUUUCUUUUCUUGAUUGGAAUCACAACUGGAUUUUUAUUCUUAAAGGAAACCCUUGAAUCAAAAAGUCAUAAACCUGAUUGGGGAUUGGAUGUUGGAAAGAAGCUAAUUAGUUCUUCCAAAUUGCUCUGCUGUCAACCUCGACCAAAGCAUCAUUCUCCUGGUCACCCAGCAUACGAUGAAUCAUCCGCAUCACUUCUUCGACCUACAUCCGCUUCUGGAUCAGAUUCUACUAAAGCGUUCGACGAUAACUACGAAUCUUCUUCGAAAUCGAAGGCUCCAGUUACUCGCCCAACUCUCCGAGAAGUAUUCACACGUCAAUCAGUCAUCAACCUCAUCGCUUACACCUUUCUCGCCCUUCAUUCCGUCUCAUAUGAUCAAAUUCUUCCAGUAUUCAUGCAUCAUCCGCGUCAAAUUCACGAUACUAGCAACACGCAACUUCCAUUCAAAUUCUCCGGUGGUUUCGGUCUUCACUCAGGUAGAAUCGGCACAAUCUUCACCCUCUACGGUGUCGUAGGUUGCUUUAUCCAAUUCCUCAUUUUCCCACCCGCAGCCCGCAAAUUCGGCGUCUUAAACUGCUUCAAAGGAUGCGCCAUCACCUUCCCCAUCAUCUGUUUCAUCACCCCCUAUACCGCCCUCAUCCAAUCAUCCGCUCACCAACAAAUCGCCAUCUUCGCCAUCCUCGUCGUCAAAUCCUUCGCAGUCAUCUUUGCCUUUCCCUGCUGCGUCAUCCUCCUCACUAAUUCAGCAGUAAGUCUCCGUAUCUUGGGUACAUUAAACGGUUUCGCGGUCUCGAUAUCGGCAAUAGGGAGAGCGAUUGGACCCGCCAUGUCCGGAACGGCUUUUACGUGGGGUCUGAAAGAGGGGUAUAUUGUGACGCCGUAUUUUUUGUUGGGGGUGGUGGCGGCGCUGGGGGCGAUUCCGAUUUGGUAUUUGGAGGAGAUGGAGGGGUUUAGUACGAGGGGGGAUGGUGACGGGGAUGAGGAGGAGGAGGAGGAAUCAUUACUUCCGGCUCAUGAUCAUGAGGAUGGUGAGGAAGGAGUUCUUUUGGUGGGUGAUGAGAGGGUGCGUGGGGAUUUGAGGGAUGAGGCGUUGGUUGUUGUAGAGGGAGGACCGUUUUCAAAGUCGAAUUCGAUGUCUAGGGAUGUGGAUACGGCGAGUGAAGGUGAAGGUACAGUGGUGUUUAGAGAUGGGAGAUGA
Sclerotinia borealis F-4128 is the source of this 1785-nucleotide messenger RNA. The record is from the annotation of a GenBank genome assembly. NCBI's taxonomy places the organism in Eukaryota, Fungi, Ascomycota, Leotiomycetes, Helotiales, Sclerotiniaceae.